Molecule: messenger RNA, 996 nt
Organism: Aaosphaeria arxii CBS 175.79
Lineage: Eukaryota; Fungi; Ascomycota; Dothideomycetes; Pleosporales
Exons: 1
Coding region: 1-996 (331 amino acids)
Source: RefSeq, a predicted model, not a curated record
AUGGAUUUCGAAGAUGAAUUUCACGAAUUGUUAUAUAUCGAGUUAAUGAACGCGCUCCCCGAUGAUGCAACUAUAACCUUAGAUAAUGAUACAAUGGGGGAAACAUUCGGACAAAGCACAAGUGCACCUGUACCGAAUGCGGUGCUUCCAAACGGCGAGGUCCAGGCCUCUUCCCAACCUUUGGACGAAUCUAUGAUGCAUGCAAAAGCGAAUAGGUUUGCCAGUGAACUUGGCUCGACUCCAGGUUCGGAAGGAUUCAAUUGGAACUGGGAAGUGUUCCCCUACCCCUUCAUACCUUUGUCCAAGGAAGCAAAUUUCGCAUACAUGCAGAAGCAUUACCCAUCUCUCUCAUUCGGAAGCAAAUUAUGCGGUUACUACAUCCCCCAGAUGCCCCAAUACAAGCCAAGAUCACAAGAGGAGGUGGCCGCCCGGUAUCCGCAUUACUUCAAAGCAAGCGGUGAAGAUCUCGCCAACGACGAAUCACUCCCCAAGUCCCUCGUAGAACAAGAAGAACUUAGCAUAUACAUGUGCGAGUAUAUCUGGUUUCAUUGGACGACGGGAAUCUUCAACCUGCCACCUUUCCCGCCGAAAUCGCAUCCCAUAUAUCCACUUUGGCUUUGUAACCACCCAAUCAACGAUAUUAUCAUGCGAGCUUUCACAAAAUUGGAAUUGAGGAGGAUUGUGGCGAGCGAUCCACGUCAAAAAAUCGAUCACAUAGCGGGUAACUAUGACACAGCUGAUCUACGGCAGAAGUAUGCUCGUUUCAUGCAUGCGCGUCUAGGAGAACUCGAAUUUGAACAACUUCCGACUGAUCUCGUGGAGCUGGAAAGACUAUGCUUUUGGAUUUCGGAUGAGAUAUACAGAUAUUCCAAAUUGUACCCAGACCUUUACCCGCCAUAUGCUCCAAAGUCGCAUCCAUGCUAUCCAACGUGGCUUCCGUUGCAUCCCUGUAACCAAAUCAUCCUUAAGCGUUUCAAUGGCGGCAACGAAAAUUGA